UUUACACCAUUUAUGUGCUGCGCAUCAUACAAAAGGUAGAAAAAAAAGUCCACCUCUCUUUAGCUAUAUACAAUCAUGAACACUUACAUGAGCAAGUUCGAGGCAAAUUAUACGGCACUUACUCCAAUCACAUUCUUGAAAAGAGCUGCUAUGUCUUACGCUGACCGAACAUCCAUCAUAUACGGCGAAGCUCGGUUUACCUGGCAGGAGACUUACGAUCGCUGUCGACGCCUCGCUUCGUCUCUCCAAUCCCUUGGCAUUGCCAAAAAUGAAGUGGUAUCAGUAUUGGCCCCAAAUAUACCAGCUUUGUACGAGAUGCACUUUGCAGUUCCAAUGGCAGGAGGUGUUCUGAACACAAUCAAUACUAUGCUUGAUGCCAAUGGUGUGAAGUCAAUACUUGAUCAUUCAGAAGCUAAGAUCCUGUUUGUGGACUACGAGUACAUCCCUUUGGCUUAUGAGGCGCUUCGUCUGUUAAACGUGGAUCCAAAACGUUCAACAACAAAACUGUCAGUUGUUAUUAUUGGUGAUUCCACAAACAAAAAUGGAAAACUGGAAAGCUCAAAAAAGCAUUUGGAAUAUGAAGAAUUGGUUGUUAAGGGAAAUGUAGAUUUCAUGGCAGUGAAGAUUGAGGAUGAGUGGGAUCCUAUAACUCUUAGUUACACAUCCGGUACGACAUCUUCUCCAAAAGGAGUGGUAUAUAGCCAUCGAGGUGCUUUCCUUGGCACCUUAAGCCUAAUAUUAGGUUGGGAGAUGGGAACACAACCAGUUUACUUGUGGUCUUUACCGAUGUUUCAUUGUAAUGGAUGGACCUUCACAUGGGGGAUUGCUGCUCGAGGCGGGACUAAUGUUUGCAUACGCAACACAACUGCAUCUAUGAUAUACAAAAGCAUUGCACUACAUGGGGUCACCCAUAUGUGUUGUGCACCGGUUGUGUUAAACAUUAUUCUGGAGGAGCGCAAACAGCUGACAACCCAAGUUCAAGUUCAAGUCCUGGUUGGUGGAUCCCCACCACCGGAGAAACUGCUAAUAAAGAUGGAGGAGCUUGGGUUUUAUAUAGUACACGCUUAUGGACUUACGGAAGCGACAGGAGCUGCACUAGUGUGUGAGUGGCAAAAGAGGUGGGACAAACAUUCACAUGAGGAACGAGCACGGUUAAAGGCACGUCAAGGGAUAAGCGUACUAAACAUAGAGGAUUUAGAUGUAAAGGACACUGUAACAAUGCAGAGUGUGCCUAAGGAUGGGAAAACUACGGGGGAGAUAGUAAUACGUGGUAGUGGAAUAAUGAAGGGAUAUUUCAAGAAUGAGAAAGCAACUUCUGAGGCAUUUGCAAGUGGUUGGUUCCAUACGGGAGAUGUAGGUGUCAUCCACCCUGAUGGAUAUAUACAAGUUAAAGAUAGGUUAAAGGAUGUGAUUAUAUCAGGUGGCGAAAAUAUUAGCAGUGUACAGGUAGAAGAGGUCAUUUAUCAACAUCCAGAGGUGUUACAGGUCGCCGUUGUAGCUAUGCCUCAUCCACGAUGGGGUGAAACCCCUUGUGCUUUUCUGGUCGUUAAAACUGCAAAACAUCAUACUGUCACCGAAAAUGAUAUCAUCACGUAUUGUAGAAAUAAUCUUCCCCAUUAUAUGGUGCCUAAGAAGGUUUGUUUUUUAAUGGAUCUCCCUAAAACUUCUACGGGAAAAGUUCAGAAAGGAACAUUACGAGCAAUGGCAAAGAAUAUUCAACUGCCAGAUUUCAACAAUCAUCUUCAAAUGCCUCCAAAAUUUACAUCCUCGCGGCUAUAAAAAGACUAUGAUGUUCGUGGGUUAAGCUUCUUUCAUUUGUGCAUCAAUAUGUUAUUUUUCUUUUUUUUCUUUUUUUUUUUUUCAUUUUAUUGGUUCAAACUCUUAAUUGCUUUUGUCAAUUUAUGGAAAAAUUAAAUUAUAUAUUGUGUGUUUUGUAAAGAAUUAAUGUUAUAAUAUGAAAAUAAUACUUCCUCCGUU
Messenger RNA from Spinacia oleracea (spinach), 1977 nucleotides. RefSeq names its product trans-cinnamate:CoA ligase, peroxisomal-like. The transcript has 2 exons. Bases 76 to 1779 code for a protein of 567 amino acids. The record is from RefSeq and is a predicted model, not a curated record. Lineage: Eukaryota; Viridiplantae; Streptophyta; Magnoliopsida; Caryophyllales; Amaranthaceae.